Rhincodon typus (whale shark) is the source of this 10309-nucleotide messenger RNA. Its product is annotated as synaptopodin-2. NCBI's taxonomy places the organism in Eukaryota, Metazoa, Chordata, Chondrichthyes, Orectolobiformes, Rhincodontidae. The coding region runs from base 183 to 4043 and encodes 1286 amino acids. Gene Ontology annotation, molecular function: actin binding. Gene Ontology annotation, cellular component: actin cytoskeleton; nucleus; Z disc. The record is from RefSeq and is a predicted model, not a curated record. The transcript has 5 exons. Gene Ontology annotation, biological process: positive regulation of actin filament bundle assembly.
CAGCCUCUGACGUACAUUGUACUGUGGUGCUGUAAGUGGUUGGUAACUGUGCUGAGUGACUGCCUUUUCUCAGACAAACUGAGCUGUAUCUACAAACUAGAAAGCAGUUUCAGUCUGACCCAAGCUCCAUCUUAGAAGAUCACCAGUUCCACAGAGAGGAAGCUCUAUACAAAUUCACAUCCAUGGGCAUUGGGGAUUACAUCUGUGUCACAAUCAGUGGUGGAGCACCCUGGGGAUUUAGACUGCAAGGUGGCAAAGAGCACAAGCAGCCAUUACAGAUUUCAAAGGUUCGGAAGAAGAGUAAGGCCUGCAGAGCUGGAUUAUGUGAGGGAGAUGAAAUGAUCGCAAUCAACGGUGAACCUUGUUCAGAAUUAACCCAUUCAGAAGCCAUGCAGUUGAUUGACGGGACCAGUGAAAAUCUACAAAUCCUGAUUAAAAGGCCUAUCAGUGAGAAAGCAGAUCAGCCAGAAUAUGGAGAUUAUGAAGGAACAGAGGGCCAAGAAACAGUUGAAAGCACGGUACAAGGCAGUAACAGUAAAGAGUCUUGCAAGCAGGGCCUUCCUUUUGAACUUUACAUCUCUGAGUCUCAGGAUGAGGCUUACUAUGGAGAGACGGAGAGUGACACAGAUGCUUUGGGGAAGAAAGAAGAAAACCAGAGACAGAACGUCUCUAGCUUGCUUUUGAAAGAAUGUAGCGCUUCUGGAGAAUCCCGGCAGGACCCUAAAUGGAAAGAGAAGAGAGGAGCCCAACAGACGGCCAUGGUGGAACUCCAGUUGUCCUUGGCUCAAGGGAAGCUUGGUGAUCCAAACACAACUGCUAUUACAAUCAUUGGGGCGGAAAAAAUCCAUCCUGCAGCCAGAGAGCCAACCGUGCUGUAUGAGAGUAUCCAGAAAACUGAAUCAGCAGCAUCAGAGACUAAUGGAAAUGUUACAACCCGGACAGUCUCGACUACUAUAUCACAGCAGAGCAGGAGUGACAAAAAGGUCAAGCUAGUCGAAAGUGAGCUACAAGGAACAGAAGCGGAUUCAUAUCAGUCUCGGGUGGAGCUGUCUUUGGAUUCCUCGGACAGAGAGCACAGUGGAAGGGAAGCCUCCACGUCCGAAGUUGGUAGCGCAUGUGCUGACUCGUUGGCUGAAGACGGACAGUCAAAAACACGUAGCACUCCUUCUUUCUCGGUUGGGAUUUCAUCAGAGGGAACAGAGCACGGAUCAGAGGGGACACGCUCUGGGAAGGAUUCUGCAAGAACACACAAACACCGGGCCAGGCAAGCCAAAAUUCGACGGAGUGAGAGCCUGUCAGAAAAACAGGUUAAAGAAGCCAAGUCUAAGUGUAAAAGCAUUGCCUUGCUCCUGACAGCAACUCCUACCCCCAGCUCCAAGGGGGCGUUAAUGUUUAAGAAGCGUCGCCAGAGGGCAAAAAAGUACACUUUAGUCAGCUACGGCACUGGGGAGUUUGAUCCCGACGACGAUCAAGAGGACUCCAUAGAAUUCACUCUGGUACCAACCAGUGAUUCAGAUCUUGACGAGGAUUUUUGUGCUGAUGUCAACUCAGCUCAGGUUGUGACGUUUGAUUGGGACACAGGUUUAGUGGAAGUUGAAAAGAAAGAGAAGACAGAGGACGAAAUGCAGAGAUUGCCAGAUAGCAAGGGCAAAGGUGCCUUGUUGUUUGCCAAGAGGAGACAAAGGAUUGAUCAGUACACAGCUGAGCAAGAGGAAAUGAGGAGAACAGGAGUGAAUGAAACUGCCUCCACUCACACUGUAAAAACAGAAAAUCAUUUCCAAACAACAAAAAGCGGCUUGUAUGAUUCAUCAAACAUAAUACAAAAUCAUGCCGCUGAAAAUUACAUUGAUGUAAGUAAGUUACAUGGAACUGAAAAUGUCUAUGGAGGGAGGGGGAGAUCUGAAAUGAUGAUCCAGGACUUGAAGUCUGCUGAAACUAGUAGAGCGGGUGCGACGAACAGAACAGCGACGCCAUUCCCUGGCGUGCAAAAUCGAACUGCAGCUCCCUUCUCUCCUACAAGAAAUGUGGCAAGUUCCUUGUCAAGUUUCCCUCCCCCUCCACCUUAUUCUUCCAUCAGUCCACCACCCGACAAUAUCCAUCGCGUUGCAUCUCCUCCUUUGGCCGCCGUGACUCAACCAGCCAAAUGGUCACCAACGGGAAUUGCAGGAGAGCAGAUAGCCUCCAGAGAUGAGAGAAUCUGUGUACCUGCAAUAAAAACUGGCAUUUUACAAGAUGCAAGAAAACGGAACACUACAAAACCCAUGUUUACAUUCGUUGACCGUCCUAAGGUAGCUCCAAAUCCAGAACUCCUGUCAAUGGUCAAAGGUAAGACAGACCAACGUAGAGGAGUAGAUCAGCCUGGUGGAGGUUUUGAGUCAGGACCUGAAGAAGAUUACCUUAGUUUAGGCGCAGAAGCAUCAAAUUUUUUACAGAUACCAGCAGUAAAGCAGAAGAAACCACCUCCAGUUGCACCAAAGCCAUCUGUUAAGAGCCCUCCUACUGGGCCAGACCCAACAUUACCUCCGUUAUCACCUACAGAAGUCACCAGUGCUCAAGCUCCAGUCCAUUCUUCUAAGAGUGCUAAGCAGAUGCCUGUAAAAUUGCAUUCAGUUCAACCAGUUAAUACACGGUACCAGUCCCAAGGUGCUGCCAACCAGUUUGUAUCUUCAACUGGACCCCGAUCAGUAACAUCAACACAUUCAUAUCCUUCAAAAACACCACCCACAACUCCCAUAGCAAAUUCUGCACCAGCUGGAGGUAUGGGUCCAGCCUAUGAGAUGCCAGCUUUGAAAGGUAAAGGAGCGCAGUUAUUUGCAAGGAGACAAUCUCGCAUGGAGAAAUAUGUAGUAGAUUCAUCAACAGUCAAAGCCAGACAAGCACGGUCAUCAUCCCCCACCCCUUCCAUGCCAGCAUCUUGGAAGUAUUCAUCCAAUAUAAGAGCACCUCCCCCUUUGGCUUACAAUCCUAUUCAUUCUCCAUCUUAUCCUCCUGGCAUUUUGAAAGCACAAGCACAAUCUGCAUCUUCAUCUAAGUCAAAUAAAGGUGCCAAAGGUAAAGGCACUAAAAAACCUCUCAAUGCUUUGGAUGUCAUGAAGCACCAACCAUAUCAGCUUAAUUCAUCUUUGUUCACUUUUUCAUCCACUCCUGAUGCUAAGACACCUCUAUCCACAAGCUCAUCACUUUCUAAGCAGUCCAUAAAAUCUGAUCCUGUUCCACUUCAACCAGUUAAUGCUACAUAUCCUGUUUCUAAGAGUGUCUCAUCUGUGUCAACAGGACCGUCUUUCAAUCAAGCCAGUACAGCUUCUGCUGAUGAGGAGUAUGUCUGUUCUUCUGGAAAGAAUGCCCUUGUACCCCCAAGUUAUGCAUCAUAUCCAAAGCAUGAAUCAAGUGCUCUGUCAGUUGCCAUGGCACCAAGACCAAAGUUUUCAGCAAAGAAAGUGGGCGUCACAGCACAGGUGCAGUCAAAAGGUUUCCAACCUGUACAAGUACCAGAAAAGUUACCACAAUACAAUUAUUGUCAUGGGCUUUCUGGAGCACAAGCAAUGAGUCGGCCAGCAACCCAGUCAUCUGGAAGACCAACAUCCCAGUCAGAUAAAAUUUCAAAGAAAAAACUGACCCCAUGGGAUGCUGCAUCACAGUCUGCUGUUGGUUCAGUAGAGGAAGCAUUUUCCAGGAGGAAAAUCCAGGAGUCAAUAGCAAAGAAUAUUGUGUCAGCAGCCCGCCGAAAGACAUUACCUGAGCCUCCAGAGGAAUGGAAGGCACGAGUAGCCUAUGUACCACCACUUCCAAGCAGUUACUCUUCUAUUGCUGCUUUCCAGGUGAGAAGACCAUCUAGCAUAUCGUCCUCAAUCAAAACUACAGCAUCCAUUCCAACAUCCACCAGCCAACAGAGUUCAAGGUAUAAACAGCCACUAAAUUAUCAGCAAUCACUGACUGACUCAGAUCUGUCUACUGGGACAUAUUCUGAACAUGAAACUUCAGGAAAGCAGGUAAUUGAUCCAAAUUAUAACCCUUAUCCACGGGGCUGGAAGAAACAAAGAUGAAACCAUAAAAGAAAAAUGUCUUCACCUGUGAUUCGUCAGGCAUUUCCUCAUGUUGAAGAUUACUGCACCGUUUGCAUCAACAGGAAAAGUGAACUGGGUUUUUAAAGAGAGCAGAUUCAAAACAUGGUGUGUGAAAAACUUUAAGAUAAAGAAAAAGCAUUUUGUGGUGGACAUUGCCUUCAGUAUUGGGUUUCCGUUGUGUUCUGCAGCACCUGAACUAUUUUCAUAUGCAUAUUUCAGUAAGGUAUUGAAUUACAAAUUGUUAAAAGUAUACAAGUGAAGACUAUUAUAGCACACACAAAGCAUUUACAGACAGAGAAUGCAAUGGAUUGGUCUGUACACUGCAGCAUUAACCUUAUGAUAUUAUUCCCAGAUAACAUACAGCCGUUGGUCCUAGAGACAGAUUAUUACAGCUUUGGGAUCUAUUUGAACAAAAAUAAGCAACCAUAAAAAUGGAUGUUCAUUAAGUGGUAGGUGUCAUAUUUUGCAUUGCACAAUUUAUAACAUUAGAGAAUAACUUGGCCAAUAAAAUGUAUACACAGAACUGGUUGUCUUGGGAUGAGUUACAAUUCUCUAACAGGUCAGAAGGGUUAAGGCAAUACCAUGAGAGGAAGUAUAAAAUAUUUUUCCCCAACACAGGCUAAUUGAAAAUUUCAAAUGCCAGAAACCAAGACAAAAAUUUUGGGCUUGUUUUUAUAGCAUUUUAACACAUUUUAACACAUUGCUUUUCAUUUACAAUAAUUGAUUAAGCUUUUGUUUGUGGACUUGUCUAUCCAAUGCAAUACUGACAUCACACACCAAGAAAGAAAGUAAAAUAAACUUUCAACUUUGAGGCAGGCAAUGUUAUAGGAUAAGAAAGCAAUGUGCAACAGAUUUUCUUUUAGCUGAGAAAUGUACUGCGCUUUGUAGAAAUAUUAUGCAUGUAGGAUAUUGUGAACAACAGCAAUGUCAGAGAAAUUUCUAGGAGAAUAGGUAAUAACAAACUAUGGCAAAAGGUGUAACAAAUACUUGAAAUUUAAUCCAUUUGACAAACAGAAAUCUUGAGUUUUUCUGUCCUGAAUAAAAAUUAGCCAUUAGAAUCAUGCAUGUUUGUCACAACCAAAAAAAAGUUAGCUUACAAAGGUUAACACAGUCUUCAUUAUUAUGAUACUUACUAUGUAAAUUGUAAAGAAAAAGAAAACAUAUGUAUAAAAUUAUACUUAAAAAUUAUCCAGCUCCAUUACAGCUAUCCAAAACGUACUGAGGAUUUGUUUUUAGAUCUGGAGAAUGCUUACACUUGGCCACAAAAUAAAAUCAUGCAUACUCUUAAGUCCUACAACUAUGCAAUUCUUUGAAAGUUAAAUAAAUAUUAUCUUGAAACAAAUAAUAAUGAAUUUGUACAUUAAGAAAGAUUGGUAGAAAUUGUACAGAAUAAUGUGUGUCACUAGGAAGUUUAGAAUGACUUGGGAAGCAUUACAGCUUUACGUUUUGAGCAAACGUUACUUUUUAAGUGCUCAAAGUGAAUUGGAAAGAUUGUCAUGGGUUACAGUAUGUGCAAUGUGUUUUGAGAUGUGAGUGCAGAAUUAAAGGGAGAUGUAGAAAGGUUUUGAAUCAUUUUGCUUACUCACUAAUGUAUUGGAUAAAAGUCAGAAUAGUGAUUAUUAGUGUUAAUCUAACAGCUAAAAUUGUGGUAAUCUGAAAUAAACAUUCAGACUAUCAAUUUUAUUUUUCACUCAUGCAUAGGACAUAGGUGCUUCUGGCUGGCCCAGCAUUUAUCACCCAUGUGAAAUUGCCAUUGAGAAGGUGGAAGUGAACUGCCUCUUGAACACCUCAGCCCAUAAUGGGUACACAUAUCAUGGGUUUGGAACGUGCUGCUGAAGAAGUUUUCGUGAGUUGUUGCAGAGCAUCUUGUAGAUGGUACUCACAUGCAUUGGAGAUGGAGGGAGUGAAUACUGAAGAUGUUAGAUGUGGUGCCAAUCAAGCAGGCUGCUUUAUCUUGGGUGUGGUCAAACUUCUUGAGUAUUGUUGAAGAUGGACUCAUCCAGGCAAGUGAGGAAUAUUCCAUCACACUCCUGACUUGUACCCUAAACAGGCUUUGAGGAGUCUGGAGGCGAGUUCCUUACUGUUGCAUUCCAAGCCUUGGACUUGCCUUUGUAGCCAAGCUAUUUAUCUGGCUACUCCAGUUUCUGGUCCAUGGUAAUUCCCAGGCUAUUGAUAGUGGGGAUUGAGCAAGGGUAAUGUCAUUGAAUGUCAAAGGUCAAUAGUUGGAUUCUAUCUUGCUGAAAAUGACCAUUGUCAGUCAGUUUUGAGAUACGAAUGCUAGUUGCCACUUAUCAGCCCAAACCUGAAUGUUGUCCAGAUCUUUGCAUAUGUACUUCUUCAGUAUAUGAGGAGUUGUGAUGGUGUUGGAUAUUGUGCACUUAUCAGCAAAUAUCCCCACCUCUGACAUUAUAAUCAAGAAAAGGUCACUGUUGAAGCAACUGAAAAUAGUUGGGCCUACGCUGUCCUGAGGAACUGUGCUCUGUGGUGUUGUGGUAGUGUCACCACCUCUAUAUCAGGAGGUGAGAGUUGAAGUCCUACCUGCUGCAGAAGUGUCUAAUAACAUCUCUGAGCACGUUAAUCAGAAAGUAUCUACCCUGAGGAUGUGUUAUGGCUGAGCUUAUUGACUUGCAGCAAUCAUAACCAUCAUCUUUUUUUCCAACCAGCAGAGAGUUUUCUCCCUGUUUCCCAAGACAGCAGAUUUGUUUUGGUUUAUUGAUGGCACGCUCAAUCAAAUGCUGACUUGGUGUCAAGGGCAGUACCCUCUUUUUUUAUUCACUCACGGGACAUGGGCCUCACUGGCUGGUCAGCGUCUUUAUUGUCCAUCUGAGUUGCCCUUGAGAAGGUGGUGAGCUGCUUCUUGAAUUGCUGCAGUCUACAUGCUGUAGGUUGAUUCCACAAUGCCGUUAGAGUGGGAAUUGCAGGGCUUUACCCCAGCAACAGUGAUGGAAGAGUGAUAUAUUUUCAAACCAGAAAGUAAGUGAUUUGGAGGGGGACAUGCAGGUGGCGGUGUUCCCAUGUAUCUGCUGCCCUUUUCCUUCUGGAUGGAAGUGGUCACGGUCUUGAAAGGUGCUGUCUAAUGAUCUUUGGUGAAUUUCUGUAGUGCAUCUUGUAGAUAGUACACACUGCUGCUACUUAGCAUUGGAGAUGGAGGCAGUAAAUGCUCCAUUGCACGCCUGACCUGUGCCUUGUAGGUGAUGCACAGGCUUUGGGAAGUCAGGAGCUGAGUUAUUCACCGCAGUAUUCCUAGCCUCUGACUUGCCUUUUGUAACCAUUGUGUUUAUGUGGCAUAUCCGGUGAGUUUCUGAUCAAUGAUAAACCCCAUGAUGUUGAUAGUGGAGGAGUCAGUGAUGGUAACACCAUUGAACGUCAGGUGGCGAUGGUUAGAUUGUUGCAUUUGAUCAAGGACUGCUUCGGUAUGCAUGGAGUCACUACUUCCUCUCAUGAGUUUAGUUUUUUUGUCCAUAUUUUGAGCAAAGCUGGAAUGAGGUCAGAAGAUGCAUGAGCCUGAAGAAACUGAGAUUGAGCUUCAGGGAGCAUGUUAUUGUUGAGUAAGUGCCAUCUGAUAGCAAUGUCAAACUCCACUUCUAUCACUUUACUGAUAAUUGAGGGUAGACUAAUUAGACAGUAAUUGACAGGUUUGGAUUAGUCCUGCAUUUUGUGAACAACACAAAACUGUGCAAAUUUCCACAUUGCUGGGUAGCUGGCAACGUUGUAGCUGUACUGGGAUAACUUGGCUAGGGGCAUGACUGGUUCUGGAGCACAACUAUAGUUCUAUUGUCUGGAUGUUGUCAAUGCCUACAGCUUUUGCAGGAUCCAGUGUCUUCAGCCAUAUACUGCUAUUUACCAGAACUGAAAUGAAUUUAACUCCCUCACUUCCCAGUUGUUGUGUAAUCAAAUGCAGUGAAUCAAUGUGGUACGGUAUCCUGGCAGUUGUAAUGAUGUCUCAUUCUGUGUCAUCUGCAUUUAAGCCACUGGGCCAGUCCAAAUGGUGACCAAGUGACUGAUGACCCACAACAUACACACAAAGAGAGUGGAAUGCCAGUCAGAAUAUGAUACAACAGACCAUUGGCACGCUGAAAUAAUGUUUUUUGCAGUGUGAACCACUCUGAAGAAGCCUUGUAGUACUUAGCUAGGUGGUAUCAAGAUUCACGGCUGUCACAUCAAGGGGUCAGGCCUUUGUGUCAGUUAUUUGGUGAGCAGCUAAGGAGAAGGAAGAGGAAUUGAAAUAGUUGGGGAAGCGGGGAGAAGCCACAGCAAAGGAAACAAAGCUAGAUAGUCCUGUCUAGCCAGGGUGUCCAUGGAAAUUUCAUCAAUCUGCUAUAUUGAAGAAAAUAUAACCCAAAUUUCCCAUUCGGCAACAGUCCCACAUGUUGCCUUCUCAUGGUCACUGACUAUCACAGUGUUAGAUUGCCAAAAUACAAAAAUAACAGACCACAUUAAAAUAAACAUUACAAAGUAAACUUAUAAAUUAAACAUUUUGAAUUGAAUACAAAAGUCAACUGAUCACACUUUCUCAAAAUGUGACACUAAGUGAUGCUGUUUUUCCAUCAUCAGUACUCUUCCAACAAUGGCUGUUCAAGCACUGUUUAGGAACAAUUCAGACCUUCAUCACCUGGAAGGAGAAAACCACAAGUGCAAGGUUAUGACGAGUGUAGAGCUGAGGAAGUAAAAAUUGUAUCCUUACAUUAUCUGAAGUUACUAAAACAGAAUAGAAUGUGGGAUAUGGCGAAAUUUUUUAUUUUUUAUUCUUGGGGUAUAGGUGUCGCUUGCUGAGUCAGCAGUUUCCCUCGAGAAGGUGGUGGCGAGCUAUUUGUCUUCUUGCAUCACUGCAAUCCAUUUGCUGUAAAUAUUUCCACAAUAGUGUUAGCGAGGGAGUUCCAGGAUUUUGAAACAGGUUAUUGCCAAUCAAGUGCUGCUUGAUAGCACUGUUGAUGUCACCUUUCCAUCACUUUACUGAUAAUUGGAAAUGUACUGAUGACACAAUAAUUGGCAGGGUUGGAUUUGUCCUGCUUUGUACAGGCAUUACCAUGGCAAUUUUCUGCAUUGUUUGGUAGAUGCCAGUGUUGUAGCUAUAAUGGAACAGCUUGUGACAAUAUCACUAGAUCAUCAGCUUUCCUCAAUGAACAAUCUAUUUCAGUGAGAUGUCUGCCCUGUUUAAGUAGCUGAAAGUGUCCUCAUGCAAUGACGUCUGGAUGAGAGACUUGCAGCACUAUGAAAUAUGCGAGGGUGCCUUGAGGUUAGGAACAUUAAGUCUAAAUUUUGAUUGAUGGAAAUUGUUAUGAUGUGAGUAAUGGAGAAAUUAAAUGAUAUCAGGGGCUAGUGGUGAAAAUGAUGGAAUAUUGCAUUUGACAAUACAUCCGUUGCCCUUGAUACUCAUUUGAGAUAAUUGAAUCCUUUGUGGUACUACCUGUAGGUCAAGGGUGUAGAUGAUUUGUACAUUAGAAUCCUCGUACCAGCUUUUUGUGGCUAUAUUGUUCUGCUAAAAUGUCAAUGAUUAUAUCCUUCCCUGCAGAAAAUUAUUUUGGGUUUAAUCAAAACUUAACAUUUGGUCCUUAAACAUCCUGAACAACUGGCUUAAAUCCCAAAAUAUCACAUAAUGUAAAACAUUUUACAUCAAGUAUAAUGCAUCAUUAUAGCAAUACUGAGUUGGUCAUUUCUUGAUGUUAAGGUUCUGUAUCUUUUAGUUGAAAACAAUGGAAACACUGAUAUUCAUGUAAAACUCAAAAUAUCAAGACCUUCACAUAGUGUUCCUAUCCUAUCAAAUUUUUACUGUCUUCAACAAAAUUUCAUAAUUACAAACAGAAUGUAGACACAUUGUGGUACAUAUAUAUAAUUACAUAAAAAUAGCUGUGAUGCACUCAUUGAAUGCAGAAAAAUAUGGAACAAUAUUUGAACUGCCCUAACUUUACUGUUUGUGUACACAUUUUGAACUGGUGUUCUUAUCUUGGCAUUAUCUACAUUAUGACUUUAAUUCAGCGAGUUGAAUUUCUAGUUGUAUUACAAUGUUUAUAUACAAGUAUAUGGGAGAAAUAUGCAACACUUCAAACAUGUUAAGCACUGAAAACGUAUUAUACAUAGCAUGUCACAUUUAUAAAAUGGUAACUUGAGACAAAUAUUUGUUUUUACUUGCAAUAUUUGUCAAUUAUGCUUCUGAUAUAGUGGUACAGAAUGUUCAAAAGCACGUAUUUGAUUUGCACAAUUCGUAACAAAAACUUUGUUCCAUUAUUAAAAUGCUUUGAAAUAAA